AGGGUUGUUCGGGGAUUUUAUGCGCACGCCUGCUGCCUCUUCUUUCUUCUUUCUCUGCUGCAUCUGCUGCUGCCGCUGCAUCAAUCCAUUCCCCACAGCGACAUCCUUUUCAAUUUUUGGGCUUUGACCCCUCAAACUUCACCAAAUUCUCCGGGGGCUCCUCUCCUCUCACUCUGAUCCAAACUACGCAGGUCGCUCUCUUCGUCUUCUACCCCACUCCUAUUCCCUUCUAUUUAUACCCUCCCGAUGUCGUCAUUCCUCUUCUCGCCAUCGCUCGCCCGAGGAGGUCGACGAGGCCCGCGGUCCAGAUCCAAAGGUUAGAGGGUGCGCCGGAGGCAUGGAUGACUAUGUGGGGAUACCUGAGGACUUAAGGUGCAAGAGAUCGGACGGGAAGCAGUGGAGGUGCAGCGCGCUGUCGAUGCCAGAUAAGACUGUCUGUGAGAAGCACUACAUCCAGGCGAAGAGGCGGGCAGCAAACUCGGCACAGCGAGCUAGUGAGCGGAAAGCAAGGAGGAAGUCAAUGGACGACGGUGAUAUCUACUUGGAGAGCAGAAGUAAGGAGGUUGAGAGGUCCAGGUCUGUGUCUCCAAUGAAUAAUGUAGGUGGCGCAGAGUGGGCGUCCAGGGGCAGGUACAAGGAGAAGGUGUCUAGAAGUCAGGGACAGGGCUUGUACUCGCGCGAGAUGGCUAGGGGGGUUUCAGCCCAUGGUGAUUUUGGCAGACCUACUCAGGACGCUGAGCAAGAUGCAGAUUACAUGGAGGAGGAUCAAAUUAGAUCAGGAUACAAAACUCCACCAUUUGGCAGGGAAGCAAAGAAUUAUGGAAGUGGUCCAGCCGAUUAUUCAGGCAAAACUUCGGGUUCAUCUGAUGAGGUGGAAGGAUUAACUUGUCAUCACUGUCAGAGGAAUGAUCUAGCAAGUGUUGUAUGGUGUAUUAGUUGUGACAGCAGAGGCUAUUGUAGCAAUUGCAUAUCAAGAUGGUAUGCUGACAUUCCAGUGGAGGAUAUCCGUCAGGUUUGCCCAGCUUGUCGUGGUAUUUGCAACUGUAGAAUAUGCUUGCAAGCUGACAACUUAGUUAAGGCUAAGAUACAUGAGAUGCCUGCCAUAGAUAAAUUGAGAUAUCUUCAUAGCCUUUUGAAAUUCAUCCUCCCUAUCCUGAAGAAUAUAUAUAGGGAUCAAUGCUUCGAAAUUGGAGUUGAAACAAGGGCGUAUGGGCCUAAAUCUGAUAUUCCUAGGGCAAAGAUAGAUGCUGAUGAACAGAUGUGCUGUGACUUGUGCAAGGUGCCAAUACUUGAUUAUCAUCGGCAUUGCACCAAGUGCUCAUAUGAUUUAUGCCUCAACUGCUGUCGUGAUAUUCGACGGGCAUCUUCAGUUAAUCUGCCCAUCGAUGGUUGGUCAUCUGAUAGAAGCAAAGAUGUCACUGCUGAAACCGCAUGUCCAGAAUCAUCUGGAAAAACUGAGACUGAUGAAUGCUCAAUUAACUUUGCCCAUCAAUUUCCCAAGUGGAAAGCAAACAGAGAUGGCACAAUCCCAUGUUGCCCUGUUGAGGCAGGUGGUUGUGGCUCCUCAGAAUUAGUUUUAAGACGGCUUUUCAAAAUAAAUUGGGUUGCAAAACUGGUUAAAAGUGCUGAGGAAAUGGUCAAUGGAUGCAUAACUCGAGAUCCAGAUACUUUGCCAGUCUGCCCUUGUCAAAAUAAUAUUGUUUCUGAAUUGAAUGGGUUAAGUGCAUUCACUUGUCGCCAAUGCUCCAAUAGAGAUAGUAGCAUUGAUAAUUUCUUGUACUCUCCAGUAGCACAAGACAUAAAACUUAAUGGUAUAAGUCAUUUUCAUCAGCAUUGGUCUAGGGGUGAACCAGUUGUUGUAAGACACACAUUUGAGUGCCCAUUGGCUUCAAGUUGGGAUCCAACUAUUAUCUGGAGAGGCAUUCAAGAAAUGAUAGACAAGAAAACUGACGAUAGUAUAAAGGUGAAAGCCUUCAGCUGUAAUGAUCAGUCAGAGGUUGAACUUCAACUAGGUCAGUUCAUUAAAGGAUAUUCAGAGUGUACAUGCGAAGAUGGCUUGCCAGCAAUGUUAAGAAUAAAGGAUUGGCCAACUCCAAGUGUAGUGGACGAGUUUAUAUUAUGUCAAAGACCAGAAUUUCUUGUUAAUUUCCCUUUGAUUGAAUUUCUUCAUUACAAGUGGGGUAUUCUGAAUCUUGUUUCCAAGUUGCCACAUGAUACAAUGCAAAAUGAAAUAGGCCCUAGACUUGUUAUUUCUUAUGGCACGCACAAAGAGCUCAGUAAAGGUGCUCCUGUUGCCAACCUUCAAGUUAAUAUGGGUGAUAUGGUUUCCCUAUUAAUGCACACACCAGAGGCAGCUAUGAUGAGAUCUGAAUUUGAUAGGAACUUCAAUAAGUUUAAACCUGAAAAUCCGCUCGAGGAUGACUACCUUACAUAUUCUAAUAUGCCUUCCAAUGGGAUUACACGGCAACCUGCUCUUGAAUCUCAAGAACAUUGUAAAGAAAAUGAGUUUUCCUCGGGUCUCAAAGUGACCGAGGAUAAUCCUAUGGAUUUUCAUGAAUUCAAUAGCAACGGUUCAAGUGGCCAUGAAAAGAGGGAUUCUUCUUGUCCCGACCCUUCUGAAAGAACAUGCCCUGGAGUUGUAUGGGAUGUUUUCCGCCGACAAGACAUUCCUAAGCUCAAUGAGUUCUUGAAGACACAUUGGAAACACCUCACAGAUACUACAGAUUCAGUCUUGCCUGUUUAUGAUCAAGCAGUGUAUCUAAGUAAAGAUCAGAAGCAAAUGCUAAAGGAAGAAUUUAGAAUCGAGCCAUGGUCUUUCGUGCAACAUGUCGGUGAGGCUGUUUUUAUUCCUUCUGGAUGCGCUUUUCAGCUUAGGUAUCUCCAGUCAUCAGUGCAGCUGGUCCUCAACUUCUUAUCUCCAGAGAGCUUAAGGGUGUCAUCUCUUAUGGCCGAAGAGAUUCGCUGCCUUCCGAAUAAUCAUGAAGCAAAGAUUAAGAUGCUGGAGGUGGGAAAGAUGGCCUUGUAUGCCGCUAGUUCAGCCGUCAAAGAAAUUCAAAAAAUAACACUUGAUCCCAAGUUUAGUUCAGACAUCAAAUUUGAGAACCAAAACCUGACUGCAUUAGUCUCUGAAAACUUGGAAAAGGUCAUAAAGCGAAGACGACCCAUUUGCGGUUGAAUCGUCUCGUCGGGUCGAGCCUCAUUCGAUGAUGUAAAGAUUGUUUUGUGAUUAAUUUUAUGUACAUAAUUGGUAAUUUCAAAAAUUGUUCCUUCAGUAAAUGUUCGAAGUGAAGCCAAAUAUCUAAUUAUGUUUAGAGAUGCCCUUUCAUCACUUAA
This is a messenger RNA of Zingiber officinale, 3333 nucleotides long. RefSeq names its product lysine-specific demethylase JMJ25-like. The transcript has 14 exons. Gene Ontology annotation, biological process: regulation of transcription by RNA polymerase II. Gene Ontology annotation, molecular function: transcription coregulator activity; histone H3K9 demethylase activity; chromatin DNA binding. Lineage: Eukaryota; Viridiplantae; Streptophyta; Magnoliopsida; Zingiberales; Zingiberaceae. The coding region runs from base 338 to 3175 and encodes 945 amino acids. Gene Ontology annotation, cellular component: chromatin; histone deacetylase complex. The record is from RefSeq and is a predicted model, not a curated record.